AUGUCGAGAUCCGGUGUUGCCGUCGCAGAUGAAUCCAUGAAAGCCUUCAAUGACCUAAAAUUGGGCAAGAAAUACAAAUUCGUUUUGUUUGGUCUAAAUGACAGCAAAACCGAAAUCAUCGUCAAAGAGACUUCGGACGCGCAAGACUACGACGCUUUUCUAGAAAAGUUGCCAGAGGACGACUGCCUUUACGCCGUUUACGACUUUGAGUACGAAAUUGGCGGCAACGAAGGCAAAAGAUCCAAAAUUAUCUUCUACACCUGGUCUCCAGACACUGCCCCAGUCAGAGCGAAGAUGGUGUACGCUUCCUCAAAGGACGCUCUAAGAAGAGCUUUGAACGGUGUAUCUACUGACAUUCAGGGCACUGACUUCUCUGAAGUCGCUUAUGAAUCUGUUUUGGAGAGAGUCAGCAGAGGUGCCGGCUCUCACUAA
Messenger RNA from Lachancea meyersii CBS 8951, 432 nucleotides. NCBI's taxonomy places the organism in Eukaryota, Fungi, Ascomycota, Saccharomycetes, Saccharomycetales, Saccharomycetaceae. The record is from the annotation of a GenBank genome assembly.